Molecule: messenger RNA, 771 nt
Organism: Symbiodinium sp. CCMP2456
Lineage: Eukaryota; Dinophyceae; Suessiales; Symbiodiniaceae
Source: the annotation of a GenBank genome assembly
AUGCGAUACCGGCAGUGGCUGUGGAUGGGGCUAUGCAUCGACUUUGUCCUUGAGGAGAUCAUGGGCCGAGUUUGCGGGCUGCACAGCCUUCGACUCUUGGGCCCACCGUUGAGUUCCACUGGCGCCACGCUUGUGGAGUACCGCACGCUGGCAUUUGCCGCGGGUUUGGUCGCAGCUGCUGCGCAGGCUCGUGUGCUCGAGCUCCUCCAGCGCCGGUCCGUUCUGCUGCGGUUGCUCGGUGCCAGGAAGGCUUUCCUAGGCGGCAUCACUUUGCUGCUGAUGGGCGCCUUCGCAGUGGUGCAGCAACCGCGAACCAUGACUUUCUUGCGGGAGGUCUCCCCUACGCCGUGGUGGUGCUGCAUGAUCCUCUGGCUUCGUCAGUAUGGGGCCCUUGUUGGCGGUCUCAUCCCCUUGGUCUUCUACGUGCUUCAGCAGCCGCAGUCCUUCGGGCGUUUGCCCAUGGAUUCGCUGGUGCCUCUCUCCGUCGGAGUGGGAGGUGUACUAGGUUAUUUGUUCUGCCAGUCCUUUACCAUACUCUGGCAAGAGAAGCGCGAGCAUCUGGAAUCCGACUACCGCGUGAUCUUCCUCUUCCCACACAUGAGCUCACAGGCAAGGUCGAAGGCCUCUGUGGCCAUGCGCGUGGCGCUGAAGCGGGGUGCGGAGGCGACCAAGAACACAGCGGCCGAGUGGGUCGCUGCCAGAGCUGUGAGGACCAGCAUGGACUUCUUCCUCCGAGCUCUUACCCGGCGCACCGCACUCCCUGUGGACUAG